Messenger RNA from Helianthus annuus (common sunflower), 453 nucleotides. Its product is annotated as ribosomal biogenesis protein LAS1L-like. The record is from RefSeq and is a predicted model, not a curated record. NCBI's taxonomy places the organism in Eukaryota, Viridiplantae, Streptophyta, Magnoliopsida, Asterales, Asteraceae. The transcript has a single exon. Bases 1 to 453 code for a protein of 150 amino acids.
AUGCCUCCUAAACAAGCAUCCGGUGCUAAAAAACGUAAAAAGAGAAAACUAGAUGAAGCAAUGAAAAAGUCUCACGCUGGUGCUUUGUUGAAGUUUAUGCAUAAGUCGUCUGAUAAAGAGCAAGAACAUGUUGAAGAGCAAGAACAUGUGGAUGUGGAAGUAGAACUUGAAGAGAUGGAAGAGCAAGAACAUGUUGAAGAGCAAAAUGACGUGGAAGAACAAGAUGAUGUGGAAGUAGAACCUGAAGAGGGGGAUGAGCAUGUCGAGGCUAAUAUAAAUAAAGAGUAUGUUAAGGAUAUAUUUGAUCCAAGAAUGUGGGAAGGACUUAAUUCUGACGAAAUUAAACUUUUGGUCGAGAAAGGUCCUAAAAGAGAUAAUAAUAUAGUAUUUGGCCCAUACGAUACAAACAAUAUACGAUUUUCCACCGCAUUAUAUGUCACACCCCUUUCUUAG